Molecule: messenger RNA, 1043 nt
Organism: Clarias gariepinus (North African catfish)
Lineage: Eukaryota; Metazoa; Chordata; Actinopteri; Siluriformes; Clariidae
Gene: ccdc124
Product: coiled-coil domain containing 124
Exons: 5
Coding region: 91-735 (214 amino acids)
Biological process (GO): transcription by RNA polymerase II
Cellular component (GO): nucleus
Molecular function (GO): transcription coactivator activity
Source: RefSeq, a predicted model, not a curated record
GGAAGAGGAUCAGCACCCGAGCGGAGUGGAGCCACGACAGGUCGGGAAAUAAAGGGAUAAAAGCUCUUCUCCUUUAUCUCGGGUGCAGAGAUGCCUAAGAAGUUCCAGGGUGAGAACUCGAAGUCGGCGGCGGCGCGAGCUCGGAAAGCCGAGGUGAAAGCUGCAGCGGACGCCAAGAAGCAGGCGGAGCUGGAGGACGCGCUGUGGCAGGAGAGUGACAAACAUGUGCUGAAGAAAGAGCAAAGGAAGGAUGAGAAGGAGAAGAAGCGACUGGAGGCUCUGGAGAGGAAGAGGGAGAACCAGCGCCUCCUGGAUGAGGAGGAUUUAAAGCUGAAGGGCAAACAGAGCCAGGCGGCACCGGGCAGAGUGACACGGGCUCAGAUCAAGCAGAACCUCGACCAAGAGCAAGCACUUAAAGAGCCUGAGAAGAAAGAGAAGAGUCAUUUGGAGACGCCGCUGGAGGAGAACAUUAACCACUUCAUUCCUGAGGAAGAAUCGGCCCGGACCAUCGAGGACGCCAUCGCCAUGCUCAGCACUAAAGAGGAUCUGGACCGCCACCCUGAGCGGAGGAUGAAGGCGGCCUUUGCUGCGUUUGAGGAGGCCAACCUGCCCCGUCUGAAGAUGGAGAACCCCAACAUGCGCAUGUCUCAGCUCAAACAGCAGCUAAAGAAAGAGUGGACGAAGUCCCCGGAGAACCCAUUAAACCAGCGCUUCGUCGGCUACAACACCAAGUAACCACGCCCACACAGCGAGAGCUCAGAGACUGACGCACGUAACGCAGGGUCCGCACCAACCCCUGAGCCCCGACCGAGAUGACACGCCCCCUCAAGAUGACACGUGCAGACAGACACCUGACUCCUGAAAUUCAUAUUUAAGUUGCAGUUUGUGCCAUACAACACACACACACACACACACACACACACACACUCUCAGAUUGAGCAGCAGAUCAGUACUUUUCAUCAGCAGUUUAUUUUAUUAUUAGAGCGUUUGUUUGUUUGUUUGUUUGUUUUUGUUGUUGAAAAUAAAGAAGAGAGUGAACUGGA